GAAAUAAUAGAACUUGACGGGCUUUCCUUGAAAAUUCUUGAAAAGUUGGGGGAUGAAAGUUGGAAUUGAAAGAGUAUGUUCACUCUAUCUGAAGCGCGUGACUUUCAUUCUUAAAAACCAAGCAAAAUAUCACAAUCGUUCGAUCAAAACCCUCAGCAUGGACUCAACGCACGUUCUCUGAUGCGUAGCUGAAGAAAUAUCACCGGAAAGUUCACAGGAAAUAAGUGGCGGCGGUGCGUGGCUCUUGUUGAAUACCAAAAGCGAGCGGAGAUAAGAUGCCGGAACAUCCUGCUGCAGAUUCAUCAGCCACCGACAACACCGUCACCGUCAAGCGUUAUGCCCCUCCCAAUCAGCGGAAUCGUUCACUCGGCAGGCGAAAAUCUGGAGGAGAUCGACUUGAAAGAGCUAGCAGCUAUGCUAGUGAUGGAGAGAAGAACCAAAUGAGCGCAGCUAAGUCUGUAUCUGAUGCUGGAGUCAAUCGAGUGAAUGAUUAUCCUCCAACAAAGUUAAUACCGCUACAAGGAUGUUGUACAAGCGAAGCUUUUCAGCUACUGAAUGACCGCUGGGCAGCUGCUCUGAAUGCUCAUAAUAAUUUAUCAGAAGAUUCUCGUGAAAGGCCUGUAAUGUACACAAAAAGAUCACCUUGGGGGCAUCCUUUGCUUCCACAUCAAUUGAUGUCACAAGCAGGAGCUGAAUCUUCUACUGGCCAGAAGGAUUUUCUAAGCAAACUUCAGAUGGCUAUGCUCAAUACACAUGUCAAUUUCGAUGCCUAAAUGCUACCCAUCAAGUGGUCAAAAACUAAGGAGUUUCAGAAUUAUUUGCAAUGCAAUGUUAGAUACCUGUUAUCAGCCAUCAUCAAUCCUGAAUAACUACUGCGUAUUUAACCUGUUGAAAAAACUCUACUUGUGCAUCAUUUAAAAAUUGUAAUUCUGUACCUUCCCACAAUUUUUCUGUUUUUAUAUUUUUUACACUUUCAAAAAAAAAAAAAGUUAUGGUGGUGUUGGGGCUA
Molecule: messenger RNA, 1009 nt
Organism: Solanum pennellii
Lineage: Eukaryota; Viridiplantae; Streptophyta; Magnoliopsida; Solanales; Solanaceae
Exons: 6
Coding region: 276-773 (165 amino acids)
Source: RefSeq, a predicted model, not a curated record